AUGAGGGAGCUGCCCUUGCACAAGGGAACUUGUGCACGACAAAUCGUGUCCAUCGGUCUCUCCCGGGUUGCGACCGACCGUAAUCACUUGACGAUUCGCGUGCUGCUGCCCCCUUUGUCGAUGAUUCCAGUAUACAAAAUGCAUCACCACGCCCUCGCGCUCUUGGUGGCUGGACUUCUCCUAUCAUGUGGCGACAGUACCUCGGCUGGUGUUACAUUGGAGCAAACUUCAGCCAGUUUUCGUCCUCAAGGCCACUUGUUAGUAGACAACCCGAAUAGCGCUCAGCAGCAUGAGCCGUUGCUGAGAAGUGCCAAGAGAGUUUACAAUGCCGGCGACGAGAGGAUGCUAUUUCCGGGAGGUGAGAUGGUAGUCCAUCAGCUCGAAGCAACUUCGCUAAAGGCGGACAAGUCGAUGUGGUCCAAGGGUUGGACGAGACUAAAGAAGAUCGUCCGUGGUUCCCAUGGCCAACUGCAGUUUGGAGACGAUGUCGUGAUGACUCUGCAAAAUUUGAACAAGGAAGCUUUGUCAAGAAAGUACAAGGUCCCGCACAAGUCAGAGAAAGUGUCGUUGCUUGAGGCUCUGACGGUGCGUUACGGAAUCGGUCCGGUGGCAAACGCGCUUGCUGCUGUGAAGCAAGGUCCUAAGAGCGCGGUGGAUGAGGGCAUUGUUGAUAAUCUGUACAUGGAACAGAUUAAGAAGUGGCGGAGCGAAGGCAAGCUCGCAUCUGACGUUGCAGGGACACUUGGUAUUGAGCACGAUCACGUGCUUACCCAAAAGCUGAAGAUGGUGGAAGACUACAUCAAUUCUAUUGACGAAGAGUCAGGCAUCGAGAACCAUCUUCUCGAGGCCGUAACGACAGUCCUGGGUGGUGAGAAUAAUGUGGCGUUGUUCAUAGGAGAGGCUAGGAUGAAGAGCGUCGCAACGAGUGAAGCCGAAAAACUGGAGGGGCUGCUGAUACAAAAGUGGCUGGACGAGAACAUGCACCCUACGGACCUGUUGACGCGACUUAAGAUCGACAAAAGUGCCGAAGACCUGAUGAGUCCGAUGCUGGAGACGGUGGUGAAGUACGUCGCCGCAUUCAACACAAAGAAUCCAGGCUCUGAGUUCUCGCUGUUUGUUCACGCCAGAAAACUAUACAAAGACGAACUUCUGGUGAAUGCUGUUAUUGCUGCCAGGCACGAAUAUGGCGGGAGUUCCAUUGCAAAAAUUGCCGAGCAGUGGCAAAAUCUGCUGCUGAAGGACUGGCAUGCACACAAAAAAACGAUUCCAGACGUUGUUAAGUUGCUAAUCUAUGAUCAGGAGGAAGCAUUAGCGUUAAGGCUUGAGGCGUGUGAAGAGUACAUCAAGCUUUCCAAGACCGGAACGUCAGGCGACGACAUCCUUCUGGAAAGCUUGAUGACAGUUCUCGAUGGUGAGAAGGGUGUGGCGUCUUUCGUUGGAAAGGCUAAGAUGAAUGUCGAAACGAAGAAUGUAGCUGAGAAAGUUGAGGGGCUGCUGAUACAAAAGUGGCUGGACAAGAACAUGCACCCUAUGGAACUGUUGGAGCGACUUGAGAUGGAUGGGGAAUUUGCCGAAUACCUGAUGAGUCCGAUGCUGGAGACGGUGGUGAAGUACGUCGCCGCAUUCAACACAAAGAAUCCAGGCUCUGAGUUCUCGCUGUUUGUUCACGCCAGAAAACUAUACAAAGACGAACCUCUCGUGGAUGCUGUUAUUGCUGCCAGGCACGAAUAUGGCGGGAGUUCCAUUGCAAAGAUUGCCGAGCAGUGGCAAAAUCUGCUGCUGAAGGACUGGCAUGCACACAAAAAAACGAUUCCAGACGUUGUCAAGUUGCUAAUCUAUGAUCAGGAGGAAGCAUUAGCGUUAAGGCUUGAGGCGUGUGAAGAGUACAUCAAGCUUUCCAAGACCGGAACGUCAGGCGACGACAUCCUUCCGGAAAGCUUGAUGACAGUUCUCGAUGGUGAGAAGGGUGUGGCGUCUUUCGUUGGAAAGGCUAAGAUGAAGGUCGAAACGAAGAAUGGAGCUGAGAAAGUGGAGGGGCUGCUGAUACAAAAGUGGCUGGACAAGAACAUGCACCCUAUGGAACUGUUGGAGCGACUUGAGAUGGAUGGGGAAUUUGCCGAAUACCUGAUGAGUCCGAUGCUGGAGACGGUGGUGAAGUACGUCGCUGCAUUCAACACAAAGAAUCCAGGCUCUGAGUUCUCGCUGUUUGUUCACGCCAGAAAACUAUACAAAGACGAACCUCUCGUGAAUGCUGUUAUUGCUGCCAGGCACGAGUAUGGCGGGAGUUCCAUUGCAAAGAUUGCCGAGCAGUGGCAAAAUCUGCUGCUGAAGGACUGGCAUGCACACAAAAAAACGAUUCCAGACGUUGUCAAGUUGCUAAUCUAUGAUCAGGAGGAAGCAUUAGCGUUAAGGCUUGAGGCGUGUGAAGAGUACAUCAAGCUUUCCAAGACCGGAACGUCAGGCGACGACAUCCUUCUGGAAAGCUUGAUGACAGUUCUCGAUGGUGAGAAGGGUGUGGCGUCUUUCGUUGGAAAGGCUAAGAUGAAGGUCGAAACGAAGAAUGGAGCUGAGAAAGUGGAGGGGCUGCUGAUACAAAAGUGGCUGGACAAGAACAUGCACCCUAUGGACCUGUUGGAGCGACUUGAGAUGGAUGGGGAAUUUGCCGAAUACCUGAUGAGUCCGAUGCUGGAGACAGUGGUGAAGUACGUUGCUGCAUUCAACACAAAAAAUCCAGGCUCUGAGUUCUUGCUGUUUGUUCACACCCGAAAACUAUACAAAGACGAACUUCUGGUGAAUGCUGUAAUUGCUGCGAGGCGAAAGUAUCUCGGGAGUUUUACUGCAGGUAUUGCCGAGCAGUGGCAAAAUCUGCUGCUGAAGGACUGGCUGGACGAAGACAAAUCCGUUGACGAAGUUGCUGUGUUUUUGCAACUCCAUGGCGUCCGAUUUGCAAAACCUUUGGUCGAAAAAAGACUGGAAGUGUUAAGCGAUUACGUGAAGCUGUGCAACGAAAAGAGUCUCCGACAAGACACAGAUUUAUCGUCCGGUACACAGAGUGGAGGUGGUGACAUUGCUUUUGCGGUUUGGCUUUCCAAGGCGAUGGAUGGGAUGACAAUCAAGCCUAGUAGUCUCGAAAGAUACCGAAAAGAGCUAUUCACCAGGUGGAAUAAAGCCAAUGUGUUCCUACCAACCCUCCGCGAUCAAUUGUCAAAUGUUGAAAAAAAGCGAUUCGGCCCACGUGGAAUCGAUCUUGAGUCAGUACGGGACGUUUUUGCACUACAAAAAGCCAAGAAGGCGUCAGAAGGCAAAGCAUUGAGAUGUCUGGAUUCGUUUGAGCGUUCGGUCGAGCUGCUGCUAUCGCAACAACUGUCCCAGCAUUUUCCAUACAUUGUAAACGUUUCGCGCAGGUAA
Molecule: messenger RNA, 3408 nt
Organism: Peronospora matthiolae
Lineage: Eukaryota; Oomycota; Peronosporomycetes; Peronosporales; Peronosporaceae
Source: the annotation of a GenBank genome assembly